Messenger RNA from Phascolarctos cinereus (koala), 1356 nucleotides. RefSeq names its product tumor associated calcium signal transducer 2 (gene TACSTD2). Gene Ontology annotation, biological process: positive regulation of stem cell differentiation. Gene Ontology annotation, cellular component: membrane; nucleus. Lineage: Eukaryota; Metazoa; Chordata; Mammalia; Diprotodontia; Phascolarctidae. The record is from RefSeq and is a predicted model, not a curated record.
GUCCAGUGGCUGGGGCAGGUGUUGAUUUCAUUACCUGAGGGGCCGGGGCCAAGACAGGCCCAGAGAUGAGGGUGAGUCAGUGGUGGAACCUGCAGUGCAGGUCGGACGUCCUAUAAAAAGCAGGAGGACACAGCUCUCCUGGGCAUAGACACCUUGGGAUCCUGCACCAACCAGCCCGGCCGCUCAGUGAGGUUCCAGCCCGGCACCUGCUGCUCCUUUCUCCCUCCUUCCUCCCUGGGUCUCCCACCCUCGCUGAGCAUGGCCCAGCCACUGGCGCUGGCGUUGCUCCUGGUGGCGGCGGCUGGCUGGACAGCAGCCCAGAACUGCACCUGCCCCACCAACAAGUGGACCAUCUGCAGCCUGGUGGGAGCCGGGGGCAGCUGUCAGUGCAAGGUCUUGGGCUCCAGCCACGUGGUGAACUGCACCACCCUGACCUCCAAGUGCUUGCUCAUGAAGGCGCGCAUGAGCCCGCACAAACCCCGCAAGCUGAUCAAGCCCAGCGAGCACGCGGUCGUGGACAACGACGGUCUGUACAACCCGGACUGUGACAGCUGGGGCCGCUUCAAGGCCCGCCAGUGCAACCAGAGCGACGUGUGCUGGUGCGUUAACUCGGUGGGCGUGCGGCGGACCGAUAAGGGGGACCAGACGCUGAAGUGCGACGAGCUGGUGCGCACCAGCUACAUCCUCAUUAACCUACGGCACCAGGAGCGCCCCCGAGCCUUAAACCACUCGGACCUCAGUCAGGCGGUGCGGCGCUUCUUCCACGAGCGCUACCAGCUGAGCCCCAAGUACAUCACGGCCGUGGAGUACGAGAGCCCCACCAUCCAGAUCGAGUUGCAGCAGAACGCCUCCCAGAAGGCCCACGGCGACGUGGACAUCGCCGAUGUGGCCUAUUACUUCGAGAGGGAUGUCAAGGGGGAGUCUGUGUUUCACAGUCCGCACCUUAACCUCGAGGUCAGAGGGGAGCCCCUGCGAGUGGAGGACACGAUGAUUUACUACGUGGACGACAAGCCCCCCCAGUUCUCCAUGAAGAGGAUGACCGCCGGGCUGAUCGCGGUCAUCGUGGUCCUGGCUCUGGCCAUCUUGGCUGGCAUCGUGGUCCUGGUCAUUAGCAAGAAGAAGAAGUCAGGAAAAUACGAGAAAGUAGAAAUCAAGGAAAUGGGCGAGAUGAACAAACAGCCCAACUUGUAAGGACCAGACUUGUUUGCGAGGAUGCUGGGGAGGGGGAGGGGAGGGGAGAGGGAUUCUUUGCAGCCAAAGAGCCUCCUCCCUCAGGAAUAGAAGUUGGGUGCGCGGGAUCCUCGGCUUUCCAGUUUCUUGGAUGGACUGAGACUUUCCCUGCUGUCACCCCCCCCC